CCAAUUUACAAACAGUUAUGAGUUGUUGUAGCAGAGCUGAGUUUAUUAUGUUUAAAAAAAAACUAACUACCAAGAACAUAUUGUACAUCGAAGACCAUAGUGUACACUCAUAAACCGUGUAAAACAGUUCUAAAAGACUAUCUAAACUUUGCGGCAGUGGAAUACUACCUUUUUGUCUAUAGGUCCUGUGCCCUGAUAAUCUGUAAUAAAUAUUGUAGAAGUGCAAAUAUUCAACUCUACAAUACACUGUGCUCAAUUACUCCACAUAAUUCCAUAUAUUUUCAGUUACCAAUCAAAACCAAGUUUUAUCCUGAUCCUGCUGCUUGCAAAAAAGACUGACAUCACCGCCUAGUGGACAAAAUGAAUAAAUGAUCUAUUUCAAUUUCAGAAUUAGCAUUGUAAACAUGCAUGUGAUAUUGUGAUAUGAAGUUGGGUGAAGGGGAAAAGUGUUCAACAAGGGACAUGAUAGAUUGUGUAUUUAAGUGUGUUACACUUUUUUAACCAUUUGUUUUUCACAAAAAAUGUUACAUUACCAAACUUUUUAUUUUACCUUUUCUAAGGGUUGUCUAAUCAAUUUUAAUUUGAAUAUUAUUCAUAAGAACAUAUUUAAUUAGCCCAUAUUUGUAGUUCAUUUACUUUUAAAUAUUUAUUUAUGCUUAUCAAAAUGGUUUUAAUCGUUUUUAGUUAUUUUAUUGAUUGUUUUCAAAUGCAAGAUUUACUUUUUGUCCAACAUUUACAUUUUAAUUAAACGCUACAAAAAAGAAAAAUCUUGAUUGAUGAGUGAUUUCAGAUAUAAUACUUGAUGGCCUUAUUUACACAUUUCUUUACAUACACAAGAAAACAUUUUGUGAGGAGCAGUACCGUGAUGCCAGUCUUCAUACGAUUUGGUUUUGAACAAAAAGAGAAUCGAUGGUAUUGUCAAUUCCUAGCUGCCAUGGACGGUCCGAGUACGCAUGCGCAAUCUUUCCUCUUCCCACUACCCCUCCUCUUAGCAACAGAGCAGCAGCAAAGAUGGCUGCCCCCAGUAACGCCGAGCGCUCUCCUGAGAGGUCGGCGCCGCUGAAGACGCCGAAAACCGAGCUUCCGUCCCCUGAAUCCGACGAGCUGAGUGAUGGCAACCAGUACCAUUCCGACUCGUCCGCUCCCAACAGAUUCCCCUCCUUGAAUGUAUCCAUAUCGUCAGCGCUUGGGGCCGGAGGCGGCUCGGCCUCUGCCUCCAACAACAGCAGCAGCGGCGGCGGAUUCACGGUGUGUCGCGGCAUGUCGUGGACUCCGUCCGAAACCAACGCGCUCAUCGCCGUGUGGGGAAGCGAACGACUCGCCGAGGCCCGCAUGCAGCAGUUGGAAGUCGCAGGGACCGUGUUUUCCGGAAAAGCCCCCGGACCGGCUAUGUAUGAACGGGUUUCGAGAGCCUUGGCAGAUCUCGGUUAUGACAGGACUCCGUCUCAGUGCAGGGAGAGGAUGAAGACACUACGGAGAUGCUACAGCCGCGUGAAGGAGCACGGCAUCGGGAAGAGGAAAAGCAGUUACUCCAUCGAGCAGCUGGAGAAGGUGUUUGGCCAGGGUGGCUGGGACUCUCAGAGCUGCCAGCCUGUGCUGAUAAACAGCAGCGGCCUCUAUCAGGAGAUGGAGUCGGAUGGCAGCACGAUGGAGGAUUACCCUCAAGAGGACUGGUGCAGUCAGGAGCUGUCUGCUGCUUUCCAGGAGGGAGAAAUAGAAGCUGAGGAAAUCCAACUUCCAAAAAACAGGGUUUUACAGAUAAAACCAGAGGCUUCUGACCCACAUCAUGCUGUGAUUUCCUGCAGGCGGCAAGAAGUGAUGCAGAAUGUAAUACGCAUCCUUGAAUCAGUGGAUGUCAAAUGGGAGCACUUCCAAACAUGGACGGACUUCUCACGUUUGCACCUCUCCAACAAGCUUGCCAUUUUUGGCGUAGGCUACAACACACGGUGGCGGGAAGAAAUCCGUUACCACUAUGCGGAGAUCAGCUCGCAGGUGCCCCUCGGGAAGCGUUUGCGGGAGUACUUCAACCCGGAGAAGACAGAGGGCAGAGAGAUCAUGACCAAGGUGCAGAAAAUGAACUGGAAGAAUGUGUAUUACAAAUUUCUCGACAUCACAAUCAGUGAAGCGCGCUGCCUCGAGCUCCACAUGGAAGUGGACUGGAUUUCUAUUGCACAAACAAGCUCUUCUGGUUACAGCAACGGAUCACAGUACUUGCUUCCAGGCGGCAUUCCAAAAACCUAUGGUCUGUACGCUAUUGGAUAUGAGGAGGAAGAAGAAACUAGUAACUUCAACUCAGAAAACAUUGGUUCUUCAGUUGAACUUGGCGAGAGUGGAACUAAGCAAAGGAGGACUUCAUCCAAAGUAACUUACUGCUACCUCGGCAUAGCGGAAGAUCGCACUCUUCAGCAAUGCCUCUUUCAGCACUUUCAAAGUUCAGGGAAGUGUUGUAGUCGUCCCGAGCCUGCCAUCAAUAGGUUUUUGCAAGACAACUGCUCCAAGGAUGGAGGCUCUUCUUCCGUGUACAUUAAAUUUAUUGAAGUGGAGCUGGACUUUCUCUCAGCUGGAUCCUUAGUGGAAUGUUUAGAAACGGCUAUUGGGUAUGCCUUGAAGUUCAACAAAAAAGAUACCUUGUGACAAAUAAUUUGUUCUGUGUAUUUGCACAAAUGUACUGCAGAGAUCUCGACACAGCUCAGCAUUCGAUCUAGAUUUAUCAGCCAGAAAAAAUAACUCUAGAUCUGAAACUGGACAGCAUCUAGAUCUCUACUGUGAAGUUGUAACAGCAGUUGUUCAGGAAGGUUAAUGUUCCUCCCUUUGCAGUAGAUGUAAUCAGGGAGUUGUGGACCUUUUGAAGUUAAAAUGGUGGACCCAGUGGCAUCUGAAUGAUGCCAGGUUUCUUUUCAAAACUGCCUUUAUUUUUUAUCAUCCAACCAGUGCUUCAAAUGAUUCAAGUGUAUGUGGAGACAUGGCACUUUUUACAUUUCCUAUCAGUGAUAAAAAUGAGGGGAAAAUGAAAGUUUAUUGCUGUAGAGGUCUAUAUAAUAUAUAUUUAUGAAUAUUGAUGUUAAGCAUUCCAGCAUUUUUAGGAAGAAUUGCAUUCGGAUGUUUUCACUAUAUCAGUAUUUGUUUAUAUUUCUUUUUUCUUGUGAACUCACACAGUGUCUUUAUGUAUAACUGUUUCCGGAUCACAGUAUUGUUUACAUGAAUGGAAGAAAAAUAAAUAAAUAAAUUUAAAUAAAAAAGACAAUAUUCGCACUCAUUUAUUAUGUCUUGUUAAAGAGAAUGUUUUGCAUGGUUAUUAUUUUAACACUCGAAACCUGUGAAUUUAAAUAAUUCAUCCCUUUUUUCUCUCUCUUUUCUUUCUUUUACUGUC
Molecule: messenger RNA, 3370 nt
Organism: Silurus meridionalis
Lineage: Eukaryota; Metazoa; Chordata; Actinopteri; Siluriformes; Siluridae
Gene: msantd2
Product: myb/SANT-like DNA-binding domain-containing protein 2
Exons: 4
Coding region: 910-2634 (574 amino acids)
Source: RefSeq, a predicted model, not a curated record